AGUGGAUAUACCACUUUAUCUUCUUUAUAGCACUACUGGCCAAUAUGAGUUAAAGCAUUAAAAGGUCGUGAACGCGGAUGCUUGACGAGCGAGUGUUUACUUGUUAAUUUUUUUAGAAGGAAUCUGGAAAAGAAUAAAGUCAUCUAUUUCACUUUGGGACACCAUUCCUCACCUCUCCCCGCCCGAGCUCUCUCCCUCGCUCCCUCUUCCGCCUCUCGGAAACCGCCGCAUCCAUUAAGGCUUCAGAUUUCUGCCAGAAGUGAUUUUUUUUGGUUGGCCAAAACCCCAUGGAUGCCAAUAAUUGGAGGCCCACUGCCCCAGGCGGAGAACCUGUGAUGGACACAGGUGAUUGGAGAACUCAAUUGCAGCCUGACUCACGGCAAAGAAUAGUCAACAAAAUAAUGGAGACAUUAAAGAGGCAUCUUCCGUUUUCUGGUCAGGAGGGAUUACAAGAACUCAAGAAAAUUGCCGUACGGUUUGAGGAAAAGAUUUAUACUGCAGCCACCAAUCAGUCUGAUUAUCUGCGUAAAAUAUCUCUGAAGAUGCUUACAAUGGAGACCAAGUCUCAAAAUACCAUACCCACUGGCAAUGGUAACAAACCCCUGGAUCCAGGAGCAUCUCAUAGUAUGCCGCCUCAAGUUCACAACCAAGGGCAAUCGCUCCCUAUCUCAUUGUCCAGUAAUCAGCCUCAAGCACGUCAGCAGUUAUCACAAAACAUGCAGAAUAGUAUGUCAUCUAAUGGAGUUCAAAGUUCUGCUGGUUUACAAUCAGCAAUGCCUUCUGUCUCCAGUUUAACCCAGACUAUCGCAAACACUGUUGGACAGAAUGCUAACAUGCAGAGUAUCUCUGGUGUUUCACAGAACCCAGUUGGGAAUUUAAUGGGACAAGGGACUCCCUCCAAUAUGUUUGUCAAUUCUCAGAGACAAAUGCCAGGCAGGCAGCAGGUUGUUCCUCCACAGCAACAGCAGCUGUCCCAAAAUCCUCAGCAGUAUCUUUAUCAGCAGCAGAUACAACAACAGCUUUUAAAGCAGAAGCUUCAACAGGGAAAUCAUCCACACUCACUUGUGCAAUCUCACAUCCAGCAGCAGCAGCAGCAGCAAAACUUGUUACAGCCAAAUCAGUUGCAAUCUGGUUUGCAAACAUCAACUGUUAUGCAGCCUUCAAUGAUGCAAACCGUCUCUGGUCUUCAACAGAACCAACCAUCUUCUGUUCAACAGUCAACACAACCAAUGCUCCAGCAACAUCCACAAUCAGUCCUCAGGCAGCAGCAACAACCUCAACAGUCUGCUGGUAUUCAUCAGCAGCAAACACCAAUGAUGCAGCAGCCACUAUUGCCUCCACAACAGCAGCUAAUGGGGCAACAAUCAAAUACCACUAACAUGUCGCAAAAUCAGUUAAUUGGACAGCAAAACAUUGUUGGGGACUUGCAGCAGCAGCAGCUAGGGCAGCAGAAUAACCUUCAAAAUCUGCAGCAGCGGCAGUUAAUGGCUCAACAAAAUAACCUCUCAAGCAUGCAUCAGCAGCAGUUGGGCCCUCAAAGUAAUGUCACUGGUUUACAGCAGCAGCAGUUGCUUGGAGCUCAGCCUGCAUCCCUAGAUUCUACAGCAGAGAUUGGACAUGCAAAUGGUGCUGAUUGGCAAGAGGAGAUCUACCAAAAGAUCAAAGUUAUGAAGGAAACGUAUUUGCCUGAAAUAAAUGAAAUGUACCAGAGAAUUGCUACCAAGUUACAGCAGCAUGACCCUCUUCCGCAACAACCAAAGUCAGAACAGCUUGAAAAGCUGAAGGUAUUGAAGGUCAUGUUGGAGCGCAUGAUAACAUUCUUACAGGUCUCUAAAAACAACAUCACACCUAAUUUCAAGGAGAAAUUGGGUUUCUAUGAGAAGCAGAUUGUAGGUUUUCUAAACCCAAGCAGAUACAGGAAGCCUAUUCCUAAUCUACAGCAAGGACAACCUCCCCAACCUCGUAUUCAACCUAUGCAGCAACCCCAAUCUCAAGUUCCUCAAUUGCAGUCCCAUGAAAAUCAACUGAUUCCCCAGUUGCAAUCAAUGAAUACGCAAGGUUCUGUACCACAGAUUCUACAAACACAACAGCUUAAACGAUUGCAGCAACGCCAGAAUUUAAUGCAGAAUCAACAGAUGCAGCAGCAGCAAUUACACCAGCAAGCUCCAUCUCCUAUGCCAGGAGAUUCUGACAAACCAGUUUCUGGUAUUUCCUCACUCUUAAAUACUGGAAAUAUUGUACACCAACCAUCUGUUGCACAAGCACUGGCUCCAUCCCUUGCAAUUGGCACUCCUGGGAUAUCUGCAUCACCUUUGCUUGCAGAGUUUACCAGUCCUGAUGGUGCUCAUGGCGGUGCUUUGACAACUGUUUCUGGAAAGUCAAAUGUUACAGAGCAAUCACUUGAGUGCUUGAUUAAAGCGGUGAAAUCUCUGUCUCCCAAAGCACUUAGUGCAUCUGUCGGUGACAUUGGCUCCGUUGUCAGUAUGAUUGACAGAAUUGCUGGUUCUGCAGCUGGUAAUGGAUCUAGAGCUGCAGCUGGUGAGGAUUUGGUAGCAAUGACAGGAUGUCAUCUUCUUUCGUUUUUGUCUUUUUUAUUUUUCACGUGUUUCUCACAAGAAGGGAACUCGAGGGAAUAAAAAGUGCUGGGAAGUAAUUUUUGUUGGAACUUCUUGUGUAACAUCUUCGUUCGAUGAUGACCUCUUGGAUUGCUGCAUGAAGCUUGUUCCGCUUUAAAUUUCAAGGUAAUCUAUUGCUAUGA
Molecule: messenger RNA, 2758 nt
Organism: Populus nigra (black poplar)
Lineage: Eukaryota; Viridiplantae; Streptophyta; Magnoliopsida; Malpighiales; Salicaceae
Product: mediator of RNA polymerase II transcription subunit 15a-like
Exons: 9
Coding region: 288-2636 (782 amino acids)
Biological process (GO): regulation of DNA-templated transcription
Molecular function (GO): chromatin DNA binding; transcription coactivator activity
Source: RefSeq, a predicted model, not a curated record